Messenger RNA from Engraulis encrasicolus (European anchovy), 1724 nucleotides. It is a transcript of the gene fbxo5, whose product is annotated as F-box protein 5. The coding region runs from base 109 to 1392 and encodes 427 amino acids. The transcript has 5 exons. Gene Ontology annotation, biological process: regulation of mitotic nuclear division; negative regulation of meiotic nuclear division. Gene Ontology annotation, cellular component: nucleus. Gene Ontology annotation, molecular function: zinc ion binding; protein binding. The record is from RefSeq and is a predicted model, not a curated record. NCBI's taxonomy places the organism in Eukaryota, Metazoa, Chordata, Actinopteri, Clupeiformes, Engraulidae.
AAGUUCUCUACUGGCGCUUUUUCCAAAUCCUGCCUCAUUCCUCAUUCAGCUGAGAGUCCGCUUUGCCGCUAAAUUCUCUAUGUGGCAUAAAGCACAACAAGAUAUCUAAUGACAAGCAUUCGAGGCAAAAGAAAAAGACCAGCGUCCUUUGAAAAGAACACGGAAAUGAAGUGCCCCCUGUCUGCAGAAUCAUUUGUGCCCUGUUGCACGGAGCAACGUGUAACCGAGGCAGUGGAUGAACCAGACAGCAAGAGACAUGUGAAGCAAUUGUCCCCACAGAAGAGAUGUGUUCGAGUGUCUUUGAAGACGCUGCCUUCUCCAGGUGUUUCUUCAGUGACAUUUCACUUUGACCAUGCUGUCAAAGGCAAAGAAAACAAAGACUGUCCCACAUUGGGACCUCUUACAAGGACGGUACUUAAUGUAGAAGAGGAUGAGCAGUUUGAGGACAGUGGCUAUCUGUCCCAUCAGAACAGUCAACAUGAAAACCCUAGCGUGGACUGCAGCACAGAGCACUUGGAUGCGUUGUUGGAAGAGAGAAUCUCCCCUGUUUCUAGUGAAAAAAGCACUCCCGAUUCUUCUGCGCUCCCUGUGUCCACUCUCCCCAUACUGAAGUUUCAACAAGAAGUGUGUCAGAAAUUGUCCAAAACAUUUGAAGAGACCCAGCAUUAUGACUGGUCAGUCAUAAAUAUGGUGGCAAAGGCUUCUGUCCUGCACAAAGUCAUCGGUGGGAAAAUGGGUCUGGAAUGUGUGGACAUUCUUAGCACCCUGUCGGAAAAGAACAUGGGCCACAUUCUCGGCAGAAUACUAAGCAGCCUGGACGACACAGACUUAAUUAGUUGCCAAAAUGUUUGUAAAACAUGGGGAACAAUCAUCAGUGAAAACAAAAAGGCACUUCAACGCUGCAGAGAAGCUCAGCAGAGAAUAAAGAAACUUCUGCAGGAGUGGAAACCGUCUCCUUCCUUGACGCGAGACUUUGCACCAUCCAGGGAGGCCUUCUCAUCUGUUCAGCCAGUAACCUCCACCCCCAUUGGCAAUCCCUCCAGAGCGGUCUUCUUGAAAGAUACACCACAGCUCUCGGCUUCGUCCAAGAAAACAAGCCAGUUGUUCCAGAGAUUCCAGGAGGUUGGUGCCACCCUGAAGCAGCAUGAGAGCCUGAGGAAGUGCCGGCAGUGCAGCUCUCCGGCGCGCUACGACGACGCCAUGAAGCGGGCCGUGUGCACUCGGGCCAGCUGCACCUACGACUUCUGCACCCUGUGCCUGGGGGCCUUCCACGGAUCCGCCCCCUGCAGAACCGGCGUGCUGACCACCCCUUCCUCCUCCUCUGCGUCUCGCCAGCGCCAACACCCCUUACCCUGCAGCAAGCAGAGCAAGAGGAACAUCAGACGACUCUGAACUGAAUGGGACUUGAAUUGAUCUUAUCGUGUAACAAAGGGAAGUUGGGAAACUCCCUUUUUUAUAUGCUCCAAAUUUUUUAAAGAUUUUAUCAACACCAAGUGUUUUUAAAGGAUCGAAUGGGUAUGUAUGGCCAAAUGCAGUCAAACCAAAACUUGUUAUAGGGACAUUGGUGUUCACCCGUGGCCCUACAGACAAUCUAAAACAAUCUAUUUGAUUCUGUAUAUCAUGUACAUAAGAUGUCUAUUUUGUAUGUGUAUGUUUCUUUUACGUGGUGUCCUGUCUUGUAAAUAUUUUGCUGACAGCCAAUAAAACAAUGUUUUGAUACUUUC